UGCGGUGUCAACACAGAAGGGGACCGUCUCAUUGUGAGUGUGUCUCGCCUCCGUGACCACGUGGCCGAGCUGUGGCUCGUAUUGUACACUCGCGAUGGGAAGAAGUACUCGCUACCAACGGAAGUCACGCUCGACCGCAGUACUGGAAGCUGCUACUCUGCCGCCGGUGUCAGGCUCCAGUGCUUGGCUGCCAACCGCCGGUGGCGCGUAGCAUUCAAUGGACUGCUCAGGAGACACGAUGAUUCAUCAAGGGGACCAUCCGUCGAAUCCGAAGUUCACGUGAAGCUUGGGCUCAUCUGGUCGACAGUGUCACACACACUGGAGCAUCCCGCCCAGUUGGCGCCGGCACUCUUGGCGGAGUGUUGUGCGGAAGGGUCUACGCUAGAGAUUCUUCGUGCGGUUAAAAGAUUGACGACUGAAAUGGACUCGUACGAUCAAGCUGGUAUGAUGUCUGGUGAAAUCGUAGUGGAUGGUGAGUGGAGGGAGCUGCGCCUCUGGGGAUUCAAGAUCAAGAAUCAAGGAAACAUACAAGUAGACGUCUGUGAAGAAGACCACCAUAUCGGCUUCCUUGAGAAUGGGGACAUGUACCAUUUGAUUCGCACGAGCAAAUACGGAGCGAAAAAUGGGAUCUACUACGGAUCAGUUUACGCUCCCUCAUGCGAGAUGCGAUCUAUUGACUACGUCGGGAAAAAGAGCAAGCACGAAUUGAAGGCUGAGUGUGGCCAACUGCACGUACGAGGCGGUGAUUACACCAUUUCUGUAUCUACAAAAAGAGUUCCACCCGAAGUCGUCUUCUACCACGGACACAGAUCUUGUGGAGUCGUCAUUGCAGCCAUUGACCUCAAAAGUGAGAACUAUAAAGGAUGCGGCUUAAGUAUUGUUCUUAAGAGAUCUCAACAAAGCAUUUGCAGCCUUCCUGGUUACAUAAAGCACAAGAUUAUUCAAGAACACGACCUGAGCGGAAGCUCUCCACUUGUGUCAGAUAUCCACAACGAGUGCAGCAAGAUGCCUGACUUGACGGGAGGCAAGGGAUCGUCACUAGCAGUGUUGCACUCCAUCGCUAAAGAAGUUAAGACGUUUUCAGUUCCUCGUGGAUUUAUUGUCACAACCACGUCUUACAAGCUCUUCUCCUCCAAUGAGGUUUUUCGAAAAUUGAUGCGAGAAAUGGAGGCAUCAAUGACUGGAGAUGAUUGGCAGAAAGCUAUGAAAGACGCUUGCACCAAGAUGGUUGGUGCCGUUGAGAGACUAAGCAUGCCCACGGAUAUCAAGGAAGCGAUUUCUGAGCAUUUGACCAAUUUUGAUAAAGACAAGAUGUUUGCGGUGAGAUCGUCAGCUUUAGGUGAAGACUCGGAGGACAUGUCAGCCGCCGGUCAAAUGACCACAUUGCUUGGAAUUCGUGGCACCGAGGACGUGAUCAACGCCGUGGUAAAAUGCUGGGCAUCGCAGUUCAGCUUCCCAAAUGUGAACUAUAAAAGAUGA
Rhipicephalus microplus (southern cattle tick) is the source of this 1479-nucleotide messenger RNA. Its product is annotated as rifampicin phosphotransferase. Gene Ontology annotation, molecular function: kinase activity; ATP binding. Gene Ontology annotation, biological process: phosphorylation. The record is from RefSeq and is a predicted model, not a curated record. Lineage: Eukaryota; Metazoa; Arthropoda; Arachnida; Ixodida; Ixodidae.